AUGGCUAGAGCUGGGAGCAGCCUCCAUCCUUCUGUCAAAGUCUGGGAGAGAUCUGAGAGGCCUCCUGCUGUAUUCCUACUGCUGCUGCUGCUGCUGCUCUGGGCUGGAGCUGCCUUCCAGGUGGCUCAGGGAACCGAGCUUCACGCCUGCAAAGAGUCUGAGUAUCACUACGAGUACACUGCGUGUGACAGCCUGGGCUCCAGAUGGAGGGUUGCUGUGCCCCACACACCUGGAUUGUGCACCAGCCUCCCUGAUCCAGUGAAGGGCACCGAAUGCUGUAAGCAGCUGUCACCACAAGCUCCCCUAUUAUUAUCCCCAUUUUACAGAUGAGAAAAUUGUAUACCACCUCUGUCAUGGUCUUGCCGAUUUGAUGAGUGGGAUGAAUUACCACAUGGAUUUGCCACCCUAGCAACCAACAUGGAGAUUGAUGAAGACUUCACUGAAUCAUCUGAGAACUGUACCUCGUCAACCUGGGUUCCCUUGGGUGACUACAUCGCCUCAAAUACAGAUGAAUGCACGGCCACACUGAUAUAUGCUGUCAAUCUAAAGCAGUCAGGCACUGUUUCAUUUGAAUAUUUAUACCCGGACACUGGAAUCAUCUUUGAGUUUUUUGUUCAGAAUGAUCAGUGUCAACCUAACAUAGAAGACUCUAGGUGGAUGAAAACCACAGAAAAGGGGUGGCAGUUCCAUAGUGUGGAUUUAAAUCGUGGCAACAAUGUUCUGUAUUGGAGAACCACAGCCUUCUCGGUCUGGUCCAAAAUUCCUAAACCUGUGCUGGUGAGGAAUAUCGCCAUUACAGGGGUUGCCUACACUUCAGAAUGCUUUCCCUGCAAACCUGGUACCUAUGCUGCCAAGGAAGGCCUCUCUGCCUGCAAGCUCUGCCCAGCAAACUCUUACUCUAAUAAGGGGGAAACUUCCUGCCACAAGUGUGACCCGGACAAAUACUCAGAACAAGGAUCCUCUUCUUGUAAGCUGCGUCCAGCUUGCACUGACAAAGAUUAUUUCUACACGCACACAGCCUGUGAUGCCAAUGGAGAGACACAGCUCAUGUACAAAUGGGCAGAACCCAAAAUUUGCAGUGAGGAUCUUCCAGGAGCAGUAAAACUUCCAGCCUCUGGAAUGAAGACCCUUUGCCCACCCUGUAACCCAGGUUUCUUUAAAACCAACACCAGCACCUGCGAGCCUUGUCCCUAUGGCUCUUUCUCCAAUGGCUCAGGCUGUAUCAACUGCCCAGCUGGGACCGAACCAGCCCUGGGUUUUGAAUACAAAUGGUGGAACACAUUGCCCACAAAUAUGGAAACUACUGUUCUUAGUGGAAUCAAUUUUGAGUACAAGGGCAUGGCAGGCUGGGAGGUAGCUGGUGACCAUAUUUAUACAGCUGCUGGAGCCUCAGAUAAUGAUUUCAUGAUCCUUACGCUGAUUGUACCAGGAUUCAGCCCUCCGCAUUCAAUGAUGGCAGACACAGAAAAUAAAGAAGUGGCCAGAAUUACUUUUGUCUUUGAGACUGUGUGUUCCGUGAACUGCGAGCUUUAUUUCAUGGUGGGAAUGAAUUCCAGGACCAACACUCCAGUGGAAACAUGGAAGGGACCGAAGGGCAAACAGUCCUAUACCUACAUCAUUGAGAAGAACUCCAGCAUGAGCUUCACCUGGGCCUUCCAGAGGACCACCUUCCAUGAAACAGGUCGGAAGUACACCAACGACGUUGCCAAGCUCUACUCCAUCAAUGUCACCAACGUCAUGGAUGGCGUGGCCUCCUACUGCCGCAUCUGUGCCCUGGAGUCCUCUGACUCCGGCUCCUCCUGCACUUCUUGUCCUGCUGGCUACUACAUCAACCGAAACUCUGGGGCCUGCUACCCCUGUCCAGCUAACACAUUCCUGAGGGCACACCAGCCCUACGGUAUCCAGGCCUGUGUACCCUGCGGCCCAGGGACCCAGAGUAAUAAGAUCCAUUCACUCUGCUUCAACGACUGUACCUUCUCCAUCACCAAUGCAGCCAGAACUUUCAGCUAUGAUUUCUCAGCCUUGGCGAAUCCUCUCUCUCUGUCUGGGGGACCAAGCUUUACUUCCAAAGGGCUCAAAUAUUUCCACCACUUUACCCUCAGCCUCUGUGGAAAUCAGGGUAAGAAAAUGGCUUCAUGCACAGAUAAUGUCACUGACAUCCGGAUCCCUGAGGGGGAUUCAGGCUUCUCUAAAUCCAUCACAUCCUAUGCCUGUCAGUCAGUCAUCAUCCCCCCUGAGGUGACAGGCUAUAAGGCUGGAGUCUCCUCACAGCCCGUCAGCCUUGCUGAUCGACUUGUAGGAGUGACAACAAAUAUGAACCUAGAUGGAAUCAUCUCCCCAGCUGACCUUUUUCCCUCUGAAACUCUAAGGUUACCUGAUGUGAUCUUCUUUUACAGGUCUAAUGAAGUGACACAAUCCUGUACUUCUGGGAGAUCAACCACAGUGCGGGUCAGAUGCAAUCCACUGAAACCUGCCCCUGGAAGCCUCUCGUUGCCAGUGAAAUGCUCUGAUGGCACUUGUGAUGGCUGCACCUUCCACUUCCUAUUGGAGAGCAUGAGUGCUUGCCCCCUUUGUUCCAGCUUUGACUACCAUGCUAUCAUCAGUAGCUGUGUAGCCGGAAUCCAGAGAACCACUUAUGUGUGGCGAGAACCGAAGCUGUGUACAGGAGGCAUCUCCCUGCCUGACCAGAGUGUCACCAUCUGCAAAACGAUGGAUUUUUGGCUCAAAGUAGGCAUCUCUGCAGGCACCUGUGCUGCCAUUCUUCUCACUGUCAUGACCUGUUACUUCUGGAAAAAGAACCAAAAACUGGAGUACAAAUAUUCCAAAUUGGUAAUGAAUGCCACCCUUAAAGACUGUGAUCUGCCUGCUGCUGACAGCUGUGCCAUCAUGGAAGGCGAGGAUGUAGAGGAUGAUCUCAUUUUCACCAGCAAAAAGUCACUCUUUGGGAAAAUCAGGUCGUUCACUUCUAAGAGGACACCAGAUGGAUUUGACUCUGUGCCAUUGAAGACAUCCUCAGGAGACAUGGACAUGUGA
Molecule: messenger RNA, 3033 nt
Organism: Gracilinanus agilis (Agile Gracile Mouse Opossum)
Lineage: Eukaryota; Metazoa; Chordata; Mammalia; Didelphimorphia; Didelphidae
Gene: ELAPOR1
Product: endosome-lysosome associated apoptosis and autophagy regulator 1
Exons: 22
Biological process (GO): positive regulation of vacuole organization; autophagosome assembly
Cellular component (GO): extracellular exosome; lysosome; trans-Golgi network
Source: RefSeq, a predicted model, not a curated record